This is a messenger RNA of Amoebophrya sp. A25, 3955 nucleotides long. NCBI's taxonomy places the organism in Eukaryota, Dinophyceae, Syndiniales, Amoebophryaceae. The record is from the annotation of a GenBank genome assembly.
AAAAAUUCCGUGGCUUCAUCUUGUGAGGGUGAGGGUAAGGGUGUCAAGAGGAUUGAGAAGUGCUCGCAAAAAAACGAAUACUUUUGCUGGAUGACCCACAGAUGACGAGUCGACUCAUAAUCUGUCUGGCACCCCAUAAUAUCGGACAGCUGUCGUUUUUUUGUCGCAUUCCCCACUCCUUGGUCUCGCAAAGCCAUUCCCAACUCGUCCCUUUCCCAGUCGGAGCCCGAGCAAAUAUCUUCAAAUUCGAAGAAUAUUUAUGGCUUGCGUUUUGUUUCUUUCUCUCUGCAACUGUGUCAGCGGGACCGUGAUGAAUUUGAAAGGGAACUUCAAUUUUGCUAGCCUAGUGUAGAUAGUCGUCUAAAAUCAUAUGAGCAUCAUGUCGACUUCGACAUACAACGAAGUGCAAGUGCAUGCGCAUGGGUAUGAAUUAGCAAAUUCGUAUUCUCUACUUUGUUAAUAAUGUAGUUGUCCAAUGAGUAUGCAGAUGUAGAAGUUGAAGUUUAGUUAGUGCAACAAAGUAGAAGUGGAUCCGAUGAAGGAGCAGGAAUGAUUGAAGAUCUUCUGGCAUCAUGAUGACUGAAUCAUUGAGAUUGAUUUCAUUGAGAUUGAUUUUAGAGCACAUCACUAAGUAGAACUAGAAAUUAUCCAUGGUGGAGGAGGGUUGAAAGUGUGUAGUAUAAGUUGUGGUCGUGGGUUGUUUCCAUGUUAUAGAAUGUGUCGACUCGGUAGCCUCCUUUCAGCUUUCCUUGUCCUUAGGAUUCUUUACUCCGACGGCGUGCUGGUUGUCAAUGCGCAAAUCACGAAGCCUCCGACGACAUCGACCCUCGCUUUGUCAAACGGGUUCACGAUCUACCACCCGAUCGUGGUAACGAAUAAAACUCGGUGUUGGCCGCUGAAGCCGGAGCUCUGUCCAGCCUACAAGAAGGCGAAUCCGUGGAAUUAUGCCGAGUGGUUGAACCAGACCGAGUGGGGACCACGACGGCCUCCAGUGAACACCUCUGUAGUGCAUCGGCGGCUCAGUCAAGGUUGCAUCCCGGGUCUCACGGGAUUGCAGGUGCAGUUUCCGUUGCAGCAAAAGAACGGGAACUACGAACUGUAUUGGGGAGAUGGACGCCUUUUUUUGCCGUUUCCGCAAGACACGGCACCGGUGCCGGGGCUAGGUUUGAACUCGCACCCACUGACAGCGUGCAAACCAGAAUUGCCGAUGGCAAUACGCGAAAUCGAUCCGAAUCCGCAAGAAAUCAUCGCACAAAACCUUCCCUCCUUCGACAUCGGACCUAUGCACUUCUGCACACAUGAGAAAGUGCUUACUUCUUAAGUUAGUUGUACCUGAUUUCUACGUAUCUGUCAAUACUACUCGUCUAUAAUUGUGAUGGUAAUGACAGAGGGCGGCGUCUCGUCCUCCUGACUUUCAUAGCUCUCUUUCUUUAGCAAUAAUCUAUAGAUACUACAUAUACAUUCACUAGAAUAACUGUUCAUCUACAUCGAGAUAGAUGCUCCCAGCACGACACGUUUGAUCUUCCUUCUUAUCACUCCUCCAAGAACCAACCCCGUCUACCACAAUUAGGCAAAGCAGCAAUGUUGUUGGAUGGAGUGUGGAUAUUACAUCAUGGAUGCGCGCAUCGUGGAUCGAGAUGGGAUGACGCAACCCAACGGACCCAUUUGCUGGUUUGCGUUGGAGCAUGGGGAGCUCCCCAUUCUGACGGAUCCAGACCAACGCAUUGACCCCGAUUACAGUGUGUGGAGGGUACAACGGCAAUCCGAAAAAGAGCGAGAAGACCAAAUCAACGAAGAAGCACUAAAUCCGAGCGGUAUCUAUAAAAAUGAUACAACAUACAUCUUUGAGUUGUUUAACAUCAUCUCCAUUAUAACGCAACCGACAACGAGGACUGGAGUAAUUUUUUCAACAACAUCAAUCAAUUUCAAGAGCAAUGAUCAUUAUGAUGCAGGAGUAAUUGAUGAACGUAGUUUUUUGCAGUCAUGACCUUGUACAACUAACUUCAGCAAUUCCGCAAGCCUAUUCUAAGCUUGUAACAUGUGUAAUGCUUUCAUUCGGCGUCCCAGGUAUGCUUUCAUUCGGCGGUAUUACGCAGGACACAAUGCAGUUCAUUGAUUUGGAGAGGGAUUACCCAAAACAGCGGAUGUUCGCAGGAAUUUCCAAGACCGUGAAUCCAUGCGCGUUUUGCCAUACACGUGGCGACUACGAUGCCGAAAAUAAACUCAUGAGCGUGCAGGUAUGUAUCAUAGCUACAAAAAUCUUAGAACAACAGUUCCAGGAGCACCAGUAGUUCCUGAUUGUUGUCGAUCAGUCUAUGUGAAAGUGAAGAGUGUUGUGAUCAUAUGCAUCUUUAGCUUAUCUAUGCGGCGCUUCCGAUGCAAGGGCAGCGCGUGAUUUUGACUUGCUUUUAGGUGAUAUACGAGCCACAUGUGAUUCAACCGCUAUUGCAACUUGGAGGAUUUCCUACAUUCGAUCACUGGGUGGCCUCGGGAAACAGAAGCGGGGGAUGGCUUUACGACUUUUUCGAAUUGCCGAUUUUGACAGACGACGAAAUCAAAAAUCUCACAAAUCGGGAUGCUGUUCUCGCGACGCAGAUCCAGUACAACAACAUGCAGAGAAGCGGUACAAUUACUACUCUUGACUGUUAUUUUAGUUUUUUCUCUUGUUUGCUAGGUAGAUACUUACUGGAAAUAGCAAAAUGCGAGAUCCUCACCCUUUUUUUUUGUCAAGAAGACUAACGUCGUCAUUCACAUUCUAUAAUUAUUGCUUUCCUCGAUAAAAUCUCAGGUCUACGCCUCUACGUGAAAGCCGAUAAUUACUUUGUAGAGUCCCGGUUUCAUGAGGAUGAAAGUUACUGGCCUGAGUAUCCUUUCUUCCAGCCAGGUGGUAAGAACUGGAACUGCUACCCUGGUCGGUCGGUACCCGUCCCAGACCUAAUUCCGUGGGCCCGUCCAAGUGCUGCCUCACGAGGUUCCAGUCCGGGUCUGUUUCGCCUUAUCGUGGCGCUGUGUCUGUAUGUUGUGCUUCAGUGGAGGUUUUGGGGUACGUCGCAUGCAGCUGCUGGAACCACUAGAAGUAGGGCCGCGAAUCUGGCGUCAACGCUUACCCUUCCUUCGUGGAAUAAGAUAAGCAGUGAGCAGUCCACGUAUGGUGAUGCUGUGCCAGCACCACAAAAGCAGCAACUACAGACUGCAGAUGCACCAAAAAUAAGUUCGUCGCGACGAUCUGUCAGCCUCAGCUUAUCGUCUAGCUCUCCUAGUUGUGAUGUAGAAGAUCUGCUUCCGCCUGUAGUUGAGAAGACUACACGUCAAAAGCACUCCUGCACCAUCGUAGACCCAGGCCUUCCACUGGAUGCCCACCAAAGGCAGAACCAGGACCACACGGAGCAAAAAAGGAAUGAAGGUGGUCCUCGUGUUGAACAUGAAAUACGACAAGGGGACGUAAAAACAACAACGAGCCUCACUGCGUCCUCGUCAUCGUGUCCACCUUCACGAUCACGUCUUUCCGAUUCCAUAUCAAGGAACAGUUUUCCAACGACAGUCACGAGCGUCGACGACGUCGAGCAUGUAGUUCGGAGACGACGGCGGAAAAGGACUGGAAUCGAGGAGGACAUAAGACGAACCAUAACCAAGACAUGGGAUGAUAAGACUCGGAGACGGUCCGCAAAGUCGAGAUAUGGGCGCCAUCAUGAGCAGCAACAAAGUAGAUGGCAACCUUGGCAGCACACUGACCGAGACGUGACCUAAAUCGAUGCAGAUGCACUGCGAGUUUCUCCUCCACUGACAACCAACAGAUCAACCCUAGUGCUAGCACACACAGUACACAUAUAACGGCGCCCUGGACAACAUCUUCUUUCCUCUUAUCUGACGAACUUGCGUAUCCCGCGGACAUCCAAUGAAUAGGAAACAAAUCCUUGAAAGGAGUCCUUUCAAUAUUCGGGGGCUUCUCCACUAU